This is a messenger RNA of Lethenteron reissneri (Far Eastern brook lamprey), 3337 nucleotides long. RefSeq names its product tRNA splicing endonuclease subunit 15 (gene TSEN15). Gene Ontology annotation, molecular function: nucleic acid binding. Lineage: Eukaryota; Metazoa; Chordata; Hyperoartia; Petromyzontiformes; Petromyzontidae. Gene Ontology annotation, biological process: tRNA splicing, via endonucleolytic cleavage and ligation. The record is from RefSeq and is a predicted model, not a curated record.
CGUCACGCCUUCGCGAGGCAUGCGCGUGUCUCCGUAACCCGCAGGGUGAUCAGAAUAGUGAUUGUAGCAAAGUAGUCGUAGCGUACUUCAUAUAUAUUUUAAAAUAGAACGUUGAAUUUCAUAGAACUGUUAUAGCGCUUGGGAAACGUAACUUGUAGCACUGGCGCGAGUGUGGAGCCCCCAGGGGGCCGUGGUUGCAGCCUGACGGAGCGAGUGGGUAGCGAGCGGGCCCCCCAAACCACCAGGCCACCAACAACAACCACCAGGCCACCAACAACAACCACCAAGCCACCAACAACAACCACUAACAACAACCACUAGGCCACCAACAACAACCACCAGGCCACCAACAACAACCACCAGGCCACCAACAACAACCACCAAGCCAACAACAACCACCAGGCCACCAACAACAACCACCAACAACAACCACCAGGCCAACAACAACAACCACCACCAACAGCCACCAACAACCACCAACAACAACCACCAAACCACCAACAACAACCACCAAGCCAACAACAACAACCACCACCAACAACCAACAAGCCACCAACAACAACCACCACCAACAACCAACAAGCCAUCAACAACAACCACCAACAACAACCACCAAGCCACCAACAAUAACCACCAACAACAACCACCAAGCCACCAACAACAACCACCAGGCCACCAACAACAACCACCAAACCACCAACAACAACCACCCAACCACCAACAACAACCACCAGACCACGAACAACCACCAAGCCACCAGACCAACAACAACAACCACCAGACCACCAACAACCACCAAGCCACCAGACCAACAACAACAACCCCCACACCAACAACAACCACCUAGCCACCUACAACAACCACCAGGCCACCAACAACAACCACCAAGCCACCAGACCACCAACAACAACCACUAGGCCACCAACAACAACAACCACCAAGCCACCAACAACAACCACCAGGCCACCAACAACAACCACCAAGCCACCACCAACAACCACCCAACCACCAACAACAACCACCAGGCCAUCAACAACCACCAAGCCACCAGACCAACAACAACAACCACCAGACCUACAACAACCACCAAGCCACCAGGCCACCAACAACAACCACCCAACCACGCCGACUGGGUUGGAGGUUGGAGGAGACCCAUGGUCGUCGCGUGAAACAUUCACAACUCUCGAGGACCGCUGCUCUCGCCGUGAUGAUGUCGGGGAAAGCGACGACGUCUCCGGCUGCCGGCGGCACUUUGUUCAUCCUGAACCAUCCCAAGUACAAGGAGCUCCUGGACUUGAAGGUGGCCGAGGAGAGCGAGGCAUUCACGACGCUUGUCGUUUACCUUGACCUACUGGAAGUGCGCUGCUGGACGGAGGUGAACACGGCGGCGGCGCGCGAGCUCGGCCUGCUGUACGUGACGGGCCGUCCGGCGGCGGGCAAGCCGCUCACCGUGGUGCUGCCCGUGUCCUCCCAGGCCUCCGUCAGCCACUGCCGGAUUCACGAGAUCAUGAAGCACACGUGCGUGGGCACGGAGCCGGCGAGCGUCACGCUGGCCAUCGCGGAGAGCGAUUCCACGGUGGUUUACUACCGGCUGACGGACGGCCUCGUCACGCCCGAGCCCCCCGACUGCGUCGAGGACAUGGACAACAAGCAGUGGAGGCGGCGCCGACGACGCCAGCAGCGCUGAAGCACAAGCCCAGAGCGUCGCCCUCGCACGGACAACGCCGCGGUGGGGGGGGACGGAUCCGCGCAACCCGGUGUGACGCACGCAGCGACAGAUUUGGCGUCGACGUGGGUGCGGCGCUGGCGGGUCAGAACAGUCGCCAGAUCUGAGCGACCCGCAUCCAAGGAGGCGCAACGGAAGCGCAGCGCUUUGGGAGAGAGUGUACGUGACGGCAAGCAAAAUUGGACCUGCAUUAAAGAGGCGUAAAACCUGCACGUGUCACCGCACCCAGGGAUGAGCCAUGCUUCGGGAUUUUAAGAGCAGAACAGAGGCAGGGGGUUUCACUGUGGUCUCGCGGAUACUGAGGAGGCAAGGGUAAAUAAUAGACUCGUAAUGAUUCAACGAUUGAAAUCAGUUUAUUAUGCUCGCGAUGCAGUCAAAUGGUGCAUUGAGGAAUCGACUAUGAUUUGUAAGCAUGAUGCUAAUGUACUUUUAGGUUCGAAGAAAUGGAACAUAAACGAUGCAAAACAUGCAAGAAAUACGGUGCAAAUGAGACAUUGCUAACAGGUCAAAUAAAGGAAUCAAUUCGUGAUCCCACAUUUUGAGGGCUCAGUCUCCAGGAGGGGAAGUGAAUCGUUGGAUGCCCAGUAAAUUGCACUGACCGGCCCACUAUUGCUUUUAAAUUCUGCUGAUAACCUGUUACGUUUGAAUACACUGCCACAUCAAUUAUUCCCCAAAAAACUACUUCCUAGAGAAUACUGAACAUGAAAUUGUUGAUUAUCAAUUUUUCAAUUCGGUUACGCAGUUUAGCUAUGUUGGGCAUUUUGUUUUACGCAACUGUAUAACUGUAUUCAACUUUCAUUUUCUAAUUGUUUCAUGUUUAAGUACUGAAGAUGCUUGACAAAUGUUUACGAUAAACUCACAUCUCUGUUACUCAUCGCAUUGCCUUCUGUUGACACUAAAUGGUGUUGCACUUUAGACGGUAUUUGUGAAGAUAGAAGUAACAAGCUGGGAAGAUAGUUAUUUAAAGGAGCUUAAUGCAUGUGUAGUGUCACAACUCCGGAGGCUUGUCUUGGAGGCACACUUAUUUAUUGUAACACACCGUACGGGAACUCAACGUAUACUAGCGUGCCUGAUACCAGUCACGCUCUCGUAUAACACACCGUACAGAAACACUACUUAUGGCUAGCGUCCCUCACACUGGUCAUGCUCUCGAGCCCUCCGGCUAUCCAUUACCGAGGGGAGGAUAUCUCUCUCCCGAGCCCUCCGGCUAACAAUUACCUAGGGGAGGCUAUCUGACCCGACCUAGCCAGGGUGCGGGUCCCAACCACUGGCCGCUCAGACCCGGCCCUGAUAAGGACGUCGGGUCAGGGGCUCCAGGGUCCUAGCUGAGCUGCUCCGUCUUCUGUCUUCGCUCCGUCUUCGUACUGGCUCCCGAACCUCUAGAGGUCCGUUAUCAACGCUUUUCCACCGAGGGGCGGGGCUGUGUGGGAUCCAAAACCACCCCGCAGCCCCCACCCGUUGGGAGGGGCUGUGUGGGAUCCUGGGACAUCCCACAGCCCCUCCUGCUCUGGGACUCGGGAUACUGCAACUGCCCCUGCAGGUACAGUGAGGGAAACAAGUAUUUGAUCCCCUCUCAAUCAGAAAGAUUUCUGGCACCCAGGUGUCUUUUAU